Messenger RNA from Pseudonaja textilis, 822 nucleotides. RefSeq names its product secretagogin, EF-hand calcium binding protein (gene SCGN). The record is from RefSeq and is a predicted model, not a curated record. NCBI's taxonomy places the organism in Eukaryota, Metazoa, Chordata, Lepidosauria, Squamata, Elapidae. Gene Ontology annotation, biological process: regulation of long-term synaptic potentiation; regulation of presynaptic cytosolic calcium ion concentration. Gene Ontology annotation, molecular function: calcium ion binding. Gene Ontology annotation, cellular component: cytosol; terminal bouton; dendrite.
AUGGACAGCGAUCUCCUGCCCCGCGUGGACGCUGCAAGUUUCCGGAGCCUCUGGCAGCGCUUCGAUUCUGACGACAAUGGGUACAUAGAAGGAAAAGAGCUUGAUAAUUUUUUCUGUCACCUGCUUGAGAUCCUGGGCAGUAAAAGCACCUUUACAGAAGAAAAGGUUCAGAGGAUGAAAGAACAAUUGAUGUCAACCUACAAUGUAACUAAUGAUGGACGCUUACAAAUACAAGAGCUUGCAAAUAUGAUAUUGACUGAGGAAGACAACUUUCUGCUACUUUUCCAAAGAGAGACUCCUUUGAAUAACAGCGUGGAGUUCAUGCGGAUUUGGCGUCAUUAUGAUGCUGACAGCAGUGGCUUUAUUUCAGCCGGUGAACUCCGAGAUUUUCUGCAAGAUCUGUUUCGGCAGCAUGGAAAAAACGUUUCCAAGGCAAAACUGCAGGAAUAUACUGAUACCAUGAUGAAGCUCUUUGAUAAAAAUAAAGAUGGCAGACUGGAUCUGAAUGAUCUCGCAAGGAUUUUAGCUCUUCAGGAAAAUUUUCUCCUUCAAUUUAAACUGGAUGCUUCCAGUGCAGAAGAAAGAAAGAGAGACUUUGAGAAAAUCUUUGCACACUAUGAUGUGAGUAAAACAGGAGCUCUUGAAGGUCCAGAAGUUGAUGGGUUUGUAAAAGAUAUGAUGGAGCUUGUCAAGCCCAGCAUUAGUGGUACAGAUCUGGAUAAAUUCCGAGAUAUCCUGCUUCAUCACUGUGAUGUGAACAAGGAUGGAAAAAUUCAAAAAUCUGAACUUGCCUUAUGUCUGGGGAUUAAAAAUACCCCGUAG